This is a messenger RNA of Microdochium trichocladiopsis, 701 nucleotides long. RefSeq lists its product as uncharacterized. Bases 45 to 545 code for a protein of 166 amino acids. The record is from RefSeq and is a predicted model, not a curated record. Lineage: Eukaryota; Fungi; Ascomycota; Sordariomycetes; Xylariales; Microdochiaceae. The transcript has a single exon.
ACUCCUCCCAUCUCCUCCGCAACCCGGCGCUCAAGCUGGACCAGAUGGUAGCAGCGCACUCGACUCGCACACGCAGCAAGGUCCAACUUACAACACCACGAGCUAGGCUCUCGAGAGCUGCUACCCGACGCUCAAGUAAGCCCGCGCUCUGGGCCGCCGGAAUAGGCGCAGCGGUGGAACCGCUGCCACCGACGCAACCCUCGGCACGGAACCACCAAUCGCACGCAACGCAGCCUCGGCGGUGGCGCCAGCGAACUCCUAUCGCAGGACAUCAGCAUCGCAGACGCGGCGUGCGCAGGCGUGGGACGUACCGGACCCUCCCGGAGGCCGUCGCGGCUUACUGGUGUGUCGAGCGACCCCGGGCCCGGACUAGGCACGGCUGCUCUUGCUGCCGAAGCAGCUCCACAACUGUCGGCGGCGGCGGCGGCGGCAGCGGUACGGCCGGAGCCGGAACGCUUACCGGGAUUGCUGCACAAGGUGGUAAUAGGCUUGCAGAAGGAAGAAGAGGAACAGACGACGAACGCAGCAACAAGGCUGACCUGUAGCCAGUUGCUGCACAAUUGCCCCGGACGCCAAGAUGAGGCAUCACGAACCACCGGACACACCGCGCAGCGUUGAAGGGGCGCUCACGCAUCGCCCGCACUACGCACACGACCCGCAUAUCGGGCAUUUCCCCGUAGAAAGGCGCGGCCGCCAGGGCC